AUGGAUUCGUACUGGCUAGCUAGAUCAUUAAAACCUUCGGCAAAAUCUAUGAGUAAAGAUCAAAAUAUUAAAUAACUAAAUAGUUGCUAAGUUGAUGAAAUUCAUGAAGAUUCCAAGAAGUUGAUUCACUCGAUGUCCAUGAUGAUGGCAAAAGAAUCCAACAAGGUAGACAGUCCUCUUAUCAAUAAAGGUAGAAAAUCUGCAUUAUCUCCUGCAAUGUAAUAACUUGGCAAAGUGUUCGCUUAAAAUAAUGAUGAUAAUCCCAUCUAAAUAUUGGCUAAGCUUGAACAACUAGAGAAAAAGAAAGUUGGAAUGAAGACACUCGUCGACUCAAGUAAAAUUGACUUAACUGAAUAUGAAAUGAACGAGUUCAGCAAUGAAAUAGGCAACAGAGAAGAGUUCGAAUUCCAAAUGAGGUUCUUAGGUGCAUCUAUACAAACUCCUCUCUCUCAUUCUCUUAAUGAGAUCAGGUAUUUCUUAAAAUAGGAAAAGCCAAUGCUAAUUAAAAAUGAGUGUAGAUCAUCAAUGAAUACAGUCACUGACAAGUAAAUACAACAAGAGUAAAACUAUAUUGAAGAGGAAAUGAGCUUAAUCUUUAAUAACAAUAACUUCUCUAUGCCCCAAUCUCCUUCAAAGGCCUUUAAUGGAGAUCACUCGUUCGAAUGCUCAUAAGUUAAUAGUCCAAGAUUAUCUAUGUUUGAAGAUCAGGGUUUAGACGAUAUUAUUAAGGGAAGGAAUUAAAGUGACUAAAAUGACGAUCAAGUCCCGCUAGCUAGACGAGUAAGCCACUAGCAUGACUUUGGCAAGAUAACUGAUGAAAAAAUUGACAACUUUUUCAGUAUGUUGAAGCCGAAAUUGUCAUUUUAUCACAGAUCCAGCAAGAAAGCAACUCCAAGUUCGAGAAAGUCAGGACUAACAACUGCAACUGGGGAAAAGAGAAGUUAUAAUGUAUGUAGUAUGCCUAUUUUAGAGAUUGACAGUGCCAGUUAUUCAAGUCAAUAGGAGAACAAAGAGCAGCUGUAAGUAUUCCAGUCAUAGCUUAGUUUAUCUGAACUUCAAUAAAAUCACUAUAAACAUGCUUAAUACAAUGAAACAGAUGACUUGAUAAUGAUAGAUGAAAUCGAUUAUCUUUAAUAUACAAACUAAGAAGACAAAGUUCAUACUGACUGCUAAUAAAAUAUAAAGGAAGUGCCGCCUUAAAUUGACUUCUAUGAUUAAGAUAUUGAAAUGUUUGAAAUUAAGGGUAAUCAUAAGACCUCUAAAAAGAAAAAGUUGUUCGAAAAAGUUGAUGAGCUCAUAGUAGAUCUUACCGAUGACAUGGAUGACUACGACAACAAGUAUAUUACUUCUCAACUGCAGAUUAUACUACAAUCUAUGAAUCUACCUCCGCUAACUAAAGAAGCGCUUGAGAAGAUGAAAUCUCUGACCUCAAUCAAAGACUUGAAAAACUAAAUCUGGGCUCAUAUCACAUAAGAGUUGCUUGAUGAGAAGAAUAAAAGAAUACCUGUCUCAGAGAUAUUCGGUGAUCAGAUGCAGAGGUUCAAGGGAUAGAAUCUCUCUCAUUAAAUGGCUUUUGUAGGUUUGCUUCAUGUCAUUGCUGAGUAGGAUUUAACUCUAUAUUAAAGCAAUUCCAAGAAUAAUAAUGAAAAUGAAGAAUUGUUUGUUCAAAAAUUCUGA
This is a messenger RNA of Stylonychia lemnae, 1677 nucleotides long. The record is from the annotation of a GenBank genome assembly. Lineage: Eukaryota; Ciliophora; Spirotrichea; Sporadotrichida; Oxytrichidae.